CCGGCCCGCCCGCCCGAGCACAUUGCCCCGCCGCCUGCCGCUGGGCGUGUGCGCGAGUGCGGGCUGGGGGCUUGGCGGAGCGGCUCUCCCGCACCCAUGCCCCGGGCGUGACGUGAAGGCGCUCGCCGACCCCGCGCGGGGCGCCUCUCCAGCCCCCGCGCUGCUCUCCGGACGCCCCAGGGAGCAACCCCGGUAGAAAAAGUUGGGUCCGGAGGAAACUUGCCUCGCCCUGCCUGAGAAUGGACAGCAAGCCCCUCCUGCAAGAGAGACCCCCGGCCUACAGCCCGGCCGCCCAGGGAGGCGGCUACGAGUAUGGGCAGGGCGGCUACGGAGCCAUCCCUGCUUCCCAGCCGGGAUUCCAGGCGCCUCCGCCCUACUCGUAUCCCCCCGGCUCUGCUGCAGCAUACGCUGUUCCUUCAGGACCACCUCCACAUAACUACCCCAACACCACGUACACAAUAAUCCAGCAACCUCCUCCCACUACCUCGGUUGUAGUUGUUGGUGGCUGCCCUGCUUGCAGAGUUGGAGUCCUGGAAGACACUUUCACCUGUCUGGGCAUCCUCUGUGCUAUCGUAUUUUUUCCUAUCGGAAUUCUUUUUUGCCUUGCAUUGAGGCAACGAAGAUGUCCUAACUGUGGGGCGACGUUUGGUUAAGGAAUCGAUUGAUAUACAAUCGCACAAAGGCUUUGGGGAGCCGUAACUAUAUUGUAGUAUCUUUUUUCUAAUGUAAAUGUCAUGUACAAUCAUGUUGAUGCUUCAGAGCUGAUUUUGUAUAACUGUGAGGAAAGCUUGAGUUUCUUGCAUGUAAAGAUGUCCGAUGAGCAUGUCCAUUGCAAGAUGCAGUUGCUACCUGGCUUCUUGUUUAAAUGCACCUUCUGAAAAUUUAAAUAAAAAUGGCUUUUUUGCAUCUUCACAA
This is a messenger RNA of Eublepharis macularius, 915 nucleotides long. It is a transcript of the gene BRI3, whose product is annotated as brain protein I3. The transcript has 3 exons. The record is from RefSeq and is a predicted model, not a curated record. Bases 240 to 653 code for a protein of 137 amino acids. NCBI's taxonomy places the organism in Eukaryota, Metazoa, Chordata, Lepidosauria, Squamata, Eublepharidae.